UCAUGCCCUUCGGGACGCUGCUUCUCAAGAUGGCGGCCGACAGUGAGCCGGAGUCCGAAGUGUUCGAGAUCACGGAUUUCACCACCGCCUCCGAGUGGGAGAGGUUUAUUUCCAGAGUUGAAGAAGUUUUGAAUGACUGGAAACUUAUUAACAUUUCUUCAGGCAAACCUUUAGAAAAGGGUGUAUAUACAACUGAAACAUGGGAAGAGAAAUCUGAUGAAAUUACUUUUGCUGAUUUUCGAUUCUCCGUGACGCAUCAUUAUCUAGCCCAAAAAUCAACUGAUAAAAAUGCAAAAGAUGAACUAGUAGAAGAUGUUCUUCCUGUUGCUAUGCAAGAUCUUCUAUGCAUGAACAAUGAUUUCCCUCCUAGAGCUCACUGUCUAGUAAGAUGGUAUGGCUUACGUGAACUUGUAGUUAUUGCACCAGCAGCAAACAAUGAGGCAGUUCUUAGCGAAUCCAAAUGUAAUCUCCUUCUGAGUUCAGUUUCUAUUGCUUUGGGCAACACAGGCUGCCAGGUGCCAGUAUUUGUGCAAAUUCAUCACAGACACCGGAAAAUGUAUGUUGGGGAGUGUCAAGGUCCUGGAGUCAGAACUGACUUUGAAAUGGUUCACCUUCGCAAAGUACCCAGUCAAUAUAGUCACUUAUCUGGAUUGUUGGAUAUCUUUAAAUCUAAGAUUGGCUGCCCGUUAACUCCACUGCCUGCAAUUAAUAUAAGUAUUAGGCUUACAUAUAUACUUCAAGAUUGGCAGCAGUAUUUCUGGCCUCAACAACCUCCAGAUAUAGAUGCUUUAGUUGGAGGUGAAGUUGGAGGUGUAGAAUUUGGAAAGUUACCAUUUGGUGCCUGUGAGGAUCCUAUUAGUGAACUCCAUUUAGCAGCUACAUGGCCCCAUUUAACAGAGGGCAUAAUUGUGGACAAUGAUGUUUAUUCAGACCUGGAUCCUGCUCAAGCACCUCAGUGGUCUGUGAGAGUCAAAAAAGCUGAUAAUCCACAGUGCUUACUGAGUGAUUUUGUUACUGAAUUUUUCAAAUUAUGUCGGCGGAAAGAAUCAACUGAUGAGAUUCUUGGAAGAUCAGCGUUUGAAGAAGAAGGAAAAGAUGCCGAUAUAAGCCAUGCUUUGUCCAAGCUCACAGAACCAGCACCAGUCCCAAUCCAUAAAUUGUCUGUGACAAAUAUGGUUCACACUGCAAAGAAAAAAAUUCGUAAGCACAGAGGCAUAGAUGAAUCCCCUUUAAAUAAUGAAGUCCUGAAUACUGUUCUCAUGUAUUUAUUCCCUGAUGCUGUUGACAAAUCAGCAGAUGGAUCUGAAGCUAGAACUAAUACUUCAACAGGAAGUAUUCCACCCCCAGAUAAUGAAGACUCCAAUCUCUACAUCCAAUUCAAAUCUGCUCCUUCAGACAGUCUGACCUACAAACUGGCUCUUUGUCUUUGUAUGAUCAACUUUUAUCAUGGCGGAGUCAAAGGGGUUGCACAUCUCUGGCAGGAAUUUGUCUUGGAAAUGCGCUAUAGAUGGGAGAACAACUUCUUCAUCCCAGGGGCUGCCAACCCUGGUUGUUGCCUGGAAGAUUUUGUGAGAUGGUAUUCACCCCGGGAUUACAUUGAAGAGGAAACUGUGGAUGAAAGUGGGGGUGUAGUCAUCAAGGGUGAGCUGAGCGCUCGAAUGAAGAUUCCAAGCAACAUGUGGGUUGAAGCAUGGGAAACAGCGAAGCCCGUUCCAGCAAGGAGGCAGAGGCGCCUUUUUGAUGACACCCGUGAGGCAGAGAAGGUUCUACACUAUUUAGCCAUUCAGAAACCAGCUGAUCUUGCAAGGCAUCUUCUUUCUUGUGUCAUCCAUGCAGCCGUACUCAAGGUAAAAGAAGAAGAAUCUCUGGAAGAUAUUGGGUUAGUAAAGAAGAUAAUUAAGCAGAUAAUCAGCCAUUCCAGUAAAGUUCUCCGGUUCCCAAAUCCAGAAGACAAAAAACUAGAAGAAAUCAUUGGUCAAAUUAUGAAUGUGGAAGCCACUAUUGCUCGGGCAAGGUCUCUAAAAGCAAAAUUUGGAAUAGAAAAAUGUACUAAAGAAGAAGAACGCAAAGAUCUAGAAAAAUUUGUAAAUUCCUUUCUGGAACAACCAGAAGUAUCAGUCCUUGGUGCCAGAAGAGGGCCUGCUGGUAUUAUAAUUCACAAGCUUUUUGUGAAUGCACAAAGGGUUGCUCCAAUUAUGCCCUAUGAUGAAGAACUAAAAAGAUCGGGCUCUAUGGACGAAAAACGUUUCAAUUCUGGAAUGAGUUCAGAUUUUCCACCCCCUGCAGGACGUGAGGUUAUUUUACGUACAACUGUUCCACGGCCUGCUCCUUACUCUAAACCUUUGCCUCAGCGGAUGUACAGUGUUCUUACAAAAGAUGAUUUCCGACUUGCAGGUGCCUUCUCAUCCGACACAACGUUCUUCUGAUUUUAACAACCACUCAGCAACGUUUUCACCCAAGCAAGUACAUUAAAGAGAUGUUUAUCCAGUCUCCUGGAAAUGAAGAUAAUAUUUAAGAGUAAAGCCUAUGUGAAAAAGUCUUCAUAUGCAUAACAUUUAUGGAAUUAUUAUCUUUUCCAUGACAGCCCCUUGCCUAUUGAUGUUGGAGGAUUGCUUAUCUUUACUUAGCCAUCCAUUCCUCUUUAAAAAAGCGCUUUACAAUGAUAAUGAAAAUAUCACAGAACUGUGUAUUAUUAAGUGUAGAUUAAAUUAUGCAAUCCUGCUCUUCAGCCUUGUUAAGUUUUAUGCUCAUGUAAAGUGAGUAGAUUAGAAACAUAAUAAAUCAGUGGAUUUAAAUUGUUUACAUACUAUAUGUAAUAAAAUUCACUUCAUUGUG
Thamnophis sirtalis is the source of this 2835-nucleotide messenger RNA. Lineage: Eukaryota; Metazoa; Chordata; Lepidosauria; Squamata; Natricidae. The record is from RefSeq and is a predicted model, not a curated record.